Messenger RNA from Prorocentrum cordatum, 874 nucleotides. The record is from the annotation of a GenBank genome assembly. NCBI's taxonomy places the organism in Eukaryota, Dinophyceae, Prorocentrales, Prorocentraceae.
GGACCGUUAGCGCCAGCACACGUUCUGACGAUCAUCGGACCAUGCUCGCGGUCGACCGGCUCGGGCUCCCGACGGACGCGUUGAGAGGGCCGUUCUUGCAGCAGCUCAGCGGCUCUUGCGACAGCCUCAAGAUGGGCGACUUGCGGCGGGUGCUGAUGGCCCUCGCGCGGUGCUGGCAGGCGUCCUCCGUGCACCCAGAGUUGCUCGACGAGCUGUGCGGCUCCAUCGUCGCCAAGUGGGAGGAGCUACCCGCGUGGCAGUGCGACCCGCGGAACCUGCUGGCGGUGCCGCAACACCUUGGGCGCCUGCGCCACCCGCACCCCGAGCUGCUCAACUGCUCGGCUGGUGCCAUCUCCGCGCUGAUCUCCUCGAGGCUCUCGGUCCUCCCAGCGGACGCCCUGCGCUCGUUCGACGGGCUCCUGCUGCUCGCACCGCUCGUUGGGUCCACCUCGCGCAGCAGCAGGUGGAGGGCCUCGCGGCCAAGUGCCAACUGUACGCCGCGACGCUGCUGCGCCGCGCGAGCCCCGAGAACCUCUGGAGCACCGGCGGCCAGCUGCUGGCCGCGGGCGUGUCCGAGCGGCGCGUCUGGGCGGUGUGGGCGGCCGCGGCCGUGGAGAGAAGAAGCGGCGAGGGCGCGGCCCACGCGUGGCCGGGGUGCGGCGCUCGCUGGCCAAGCGGUGGGGCGGCGGGGGCCAGGGCCUCCCCGAGGGGCUGGAGCUCUCGCUCCGCAGCCUGGCCCGCGGCGGGAGCGCCCCCGGCGCGGUCGGGAGCUGCGGCUCUGGGCCGAGGGCCCCUGCGGGCUGACAGCGCCGCCGCGGCGCCAAGCACCGACCGCGCCAGCCGCACGCUGGCGGCGCCGCCAGCGGUGAGAGUC